Messenger RNA from Arthroderma uncinatum, 669 nucleotides. RefSeq lists its product as uncharacterized. Lineage: Eukaryota; Fungi; Ascomycota; Eurotiomycetes; Onygenales; Arthrodermataceae. The transcript is spliced from 4 exons. The coding region runs from base 1 to 669 and encodes 222 amino acids. The record is from RefSeq and is a predicted model, not a curated record.
AUGGGUCGCUACGAGUCAGGUAUAAAGUGGUUCAGAAAACGAGACUACAUAGGCACCGAAGUUGAAUUCCAAGAUCCGCCUUCUCGCUGGAGGAUUGAAGAGAAGAUCUGCGAGCAUGAGAUACCUGAAAUCAAUACAUAUCAUGAUCCGCCAUCAGAGAGGGCAAAACAGGCGAAAUCUGAAGAUGAAGAUGGCGCUGCAGUUAGAGAGGUCAUGGCUCUUCGACAUCUAACAGAUAAGGAAUGCUCAUGUACUCCAGCCCUGAUAUCUUGGAAAGUCACUCAGCAGCAAGGGGAUCGGGCAUCUGUUCCCGGAGGGUUCAUUUACCAUAUUUUGAUGGAGAAGCUUCCGGGGGUCGAUAUCGAGGUCAACUUCUACCGCCUAGAUCGGUCUCAGCGUGAUGAAAUUCGAGAGAAGUUUAAAGAAUCGUGGUUAGAGGUUACUAAAUGUGGCAUCAUCAAUGAAGAUAGUGCUAUUCGGAAUCUUCUCUGGGACAGAGACGGGAAGAAAUGUUACAUUCUAGACUUUGAGGUGUGGAGAAAAGCGAGGAUGGACACAAAGUCGAAAAGGAAACGACGCGAUAGCUGGCAUAACAUGGAAUAUGUUCGGUGGAAUCUUGCAAUACGGCGGGGAGGUGAUUUUGAGGAUAUGUCAACAUGGGUGUUAUGA